CUAUACCGUGAUGUGAUGCUGGAGAACUUUGCACUUGUGGCCACUCUGGGUUGUUGGUGUGAAGCAUAUGAUGAGGAGGUACCUUCUGAGCAGAGCAUUUCUGUAGAAAGAGUGUCACAGGUCACAACUCCUGAAUCAGGUCCAUUCCUCCAGGAAGCCCACCCGUGUGAGAUGUGUGACCCACUCUUGAAAGACAUUUUGCACUUGGCUGACCACCAGGGAUCACACCUUAUGCAGAAACUGUAUAUGUGUGGGCCACGUGGGAGAGGAUUCUCAUUCAGUGCAAAAUUUUACCAGCACCAGAAGCAACGUAGUAGAGAAAGUGGCUUCAGAGGGGAUAAUGAAGGGGCUUCAUUUGUGAAGAGCUGUGCAGUCCACGUGUUCAGAAGAUCCUUUGCAUGCAGGGAGGAAGGGAUGGACUUGUCAGACAGCUCUGGCCUCUUCCAGCACCAGACCACUCACGAUUGGGUGAGUCCGUAUCAAAGGGCAGCGUGCAUGGAAUCUUUCCCAUGCAGUUCCGGUUUCAGGCAACAUCAGGGAGACUGUGAUGGACAGAUGGUUUUCAAUUGUAGUGAUAAUGAGAAAGCCUUCCUGAACACCUUUACUCUCCUUGACAACCAGAUAACUCAUACUGCGAUGAGACCCUUCAGAUGCCUACCAUGUGGAAAUGUGUUCAAGGAGAAAUCAGCUCUUGUUAAUCACAGAAAAAUUCACAGUGGAGAAACAUCUCAUGUGUGUAAGGAGUGUGGAAAGGCCUUUAUUCAUCUGUCCCACCUAAAAAUGCAUCAGAAAUUUCACACUGGAAAAAGACAUUACACAUGUAGUGAAUGUGGGAAGGCCUUCAGCCGCAAAGACACACUCGUUCAACACCAGAGAGUUCACACUGGUGAAAGGUCUUAUGACUGCAGUGAAUGUGGAAAAGCCUACAGCAGAAGCUCCCACCUUGUUCAGCACCAGAGAAUUCACACUGGAGAAAGGCCUUAUAAGUGCAGUGAAUGUGGGAAAGCCUUUAGCCGUAAAGACACACUUGUUCAACACCAGAGAUUUCAUACUGGGGAAAGGCCUUAUGAAUGCAGUGAAUGUGGGAAAUUCUUUAGUCAAAGCUCCCAUCUUAUUGAGCACUGGAGAAUUCACACUGGGGCAAGGCCUUAUGAGUGCAUUGAAUGUGGGAAAUUCUUUAGCCAUAACUCCAGCCUCAUUAAGCACAGGAGAGUCCACACAGGAGCAAGGUCUUAUGUGUGCAGUAAAUGUGGGAAAGCCUUCAGCUGCAAAGAUACACUUGUUCAGCACCAGAUAAUUCACACUGGGGUAAGACCUUAUGAGUGUAGUGAAUGUGGGAAGGCCUUUAGCCGUAAAGACACACUUGUGCAGCACCAGAAAAUCCACACUGGAGAAAGGCCUUAUGAGUGUGGUGAAUGUGGAAAAUUCUUUAGCCAUAGCUCCAACCUUAUUGUACACCAGAGAAUUCAUACUGGAGCAAAGCCUUAUGAGUGCAAUGAGUGUGGAAAAUGCUUUAGCCACAACUCCAGCCUCAUCCUACACCAGAGAGUUCACACUGGAGCAAGGCCUUACGUGUGCAGUGAAUGUGGGAAAGCUUAUAUUAGUAGCUCCCAUCUUGUUCAACACAAGAAAGUUCACACUGGAGCAAGACCUUAUGAGUGCAGUGAGUGUGGGAAGUUCUUUAGCCGCAAUUCUAGCCUCAUUCUACACCAGAGGGUUCACACUGGAGAAAAGCCUUAUGUAUGCAGUAAUUGUGGGAAAGCCUACAGCAGAAGUUCCCAUCUUGUUCGGCACCAGAAAGUUCACACUGGAGAAAGGCCUCGUGAGUGCAACAGUUUUGGUGACUCUUUAGCUGCAUCUCUUAAACUUGUUUAG
Molecule: messenger RNA, 1875 nt
Organism: Propithecus coquereli (Coquerel's sifaka)
Lineage: Eukaryota; Metazoa; Chordata; Mammalia; Primates; Indriidae
Gene: ZNF304
Product: zinc finger protein 304
Exons: 2
Coding region: 16-1875 (619 amino acids)
Biological process (GO): regulation of transcription by RNA polymerase II
Molecular function (GO): DNA-binding transcription factor activity; RNA polymerase II cis-regulatory region sequence-specific DNA binding
Source: RefSeq, a predicted model, not a curated record